Messenger RNA from Gamsiella multidivaricata, 1568 nucleotides. RefSeq lists its product as uncharacterized. The record is from RefSeq and is a predicted model, not a curated record. NCBI's taxonomy places the organism in Eukaryota, Fungi, Mortierellomycota, Mortierellomycetes, Mortierellales, Mortierellaceae. Bases 123 to 1532 code for a protein of 469 amino acids. The transcript is spliced from 6 exons. Gene Ontology annotation, cellular component: cytoplasm; nucleus.
CUUUCCUGACCCUUUCCCACAUUCCCACCUCAAUACUUUAUUCUUCUCUUUGUUGCUCUUGCCGCCUUCUCAACCCUAUACCUAUUAAUCCCCACUCUGACCAGACGAGACCAGACUAGACCAUGGCAUCAACACCCACACCCGACCAGAUCCCUAUCGAAGAGCAGCCCGUGCUCGAGGCCCUGGUCUCUAUCAAACACCGACUGACGGCGAUCAAGAAGGACCGCUCGCGCUUCAUAAAGACAUCGACCGUCAUUGGGCUCUACGAGGAGCUAUCGGUCCAAUUGCUCAGGCUAGAGGAAAUCCGCGGCGCAGGCAACUCGACCAUUUGGGGAUUCAGAAAUAAUGUCAACAGUGUUCUGGACGAUGUCUUUGUGAUCCUUUCGUUGUGCUUCAUGGCUAUUGGAAAGACAAAGGAGAGCCCUGCGACCUAUGUACAGUUGCUCACCAUCAAGCAAUGCUUAACGGGUCUUCAAGAAUCAGGAAUAUACGCCGCCGAGGAUCUGAAGCAAUAUGAGGACCGAUUGAAGGAGUUGGAGGCGUUUAUUCGCGUGGAUGAGGCCAAGGCAUCGAUACCCGAUAUCCAAACCAGGAUCCUUCGACGCAAACUCGAUUUCAACAACAACUUGCUGAAGGAGCUACAGGAGACGUGCAAAUCCAUCUCUCCCGAACUCUCGCCCAUCCACCGACGUCUUGUUCAGCUCAAGAUCGAGCUCGACACCCUCGCCUCAAAACCAACCUGGGACUCCUCGGACGUAUACCACGUCCAAGAAGAACUGCGCGAGAUCGAGGCCAAGCGUGUGGAUGGCAAGUUUAUGGACGGGGAGGGCCGAGUCGUGAGUGGACAGGCGGCCGUGAUCGGGUUGUUGGAGGAUUGCUAUGAUGACUGUCAUAAUUUGUUGGCGACCAAGGAGAGGGUCCCAAAGGCGCUGCAGGAUAUCUACCAGAGGCUUCAGGCGAUCAAGGCGGAUCUGGAGAGAUUGGUGCUGACACAGCGUUGGACACUGAGGGAGACGGAUCUGUGGCAGUAUGAGAUUCAGUUGAAUGAGAUCAGUGUGUUGAGAAAGAACGGGAAGUUUGUGGAUUCGGAAGGCAAUGUCGAGGAGGGCCAGGCGCUGCUGAACUUCAUGCUGCACAAGUGCUACCGCCUGAUCUAUGUGCUUUUGUCAGCGUCUGAGCCCAUCGCAGAGGCAUUAAUGCCGAUCCAUAACCAGUUGCUAACCGUCCGCCGGUGCUUGCUCGAGGUCAAAAAGUGGGGCGGUGAUUUUACAGUCCGCGACCUGUACCCUUACCAGAUGAAGUUGGCGUCCAUGGACAAUAUGCGCGUGGACGGCAAGUUCUUGGACAAAGACAAGGAAAUACCGGAGGGCCAAGGUAUUUGUAACUCGUUGUUGAGCGAAUGUUACGAUAUCCUGUACGAGCUGAAGGAUUCUGUGACGGAUGAGUUAUCCGAUGAGGAGGAUGAGGAUGAGGAUGAGGAUGAACAGAGGGAUGGACUUCGGGGAUCGAAGGGUUUGGAUGUGGUCGCUUAGAGAGUUAUACAAAAGGCGGAAGUUUUGACUCCUGUC